GUAGGCCUGCCAUGGAUGAGGCACAGGAGCCUCUAGCCUUGACUGUGCAUCUUCUUGCGGACACUGGGAACGGCUCGCUUUUGCAGCAGGCUCUGGACCAACUCCUGGAUUGUAUCUGCCCAGAGGUGCGUCUCUUCCUGGUGUCUGAACGGGCCAGACCAGUAAAUUACCAUGAAAAGUACCAUCCCCGGAGGGUCCGCUUCCCAGGGAUGUCGGUUUUGCUCUUUCUUCAGGAAAGCCUGGGACAGGAACGGCUGUUUCGAGUCCUGGACUUCCUACAGCAUUCACCCUGGCAGGGUUUUCCUACCCAGCAUGCACAGGGGAGGCCUUGUCCUUAUCUCCCUGCCAAUCAGGAAUUCUACAGCCUGCAUAACCAGAUGCCAGUGUGGGGCGUGAGGCCGGUGCACUGUGGCUCUGACAUCCUCAGGGUGACACUAUACUGCAGUUUUGAUAACUACGAAGAUGCCAUCAGACUCUAUGAGAUGCUCCUACAGAGAGAUGCCACGGUGCAAAAGAGUAACUUCUGUUUCUUUGUCCUCUAUGCCACUGAGGGCUUCAGCCUACAGCUCUCCCUGAAGCAGCUGCCCUUGGGAAUGUCAGUGGACCCCAAAGAGUCUUCUGUGCUGCAGUUCAGGGUUCAAGAGAUCGGCCAGCUGGUACCUCUACUACCCAAUCCGUGCGUUCCCAUCAGCAGCACCAGAUGGCAGACCCAGGACUACGAUGGCAACAAGAUUCUGCUGCAGGUCCAGCCGAAGCCGGGACUUGGUGUUAGGAAUGGCGAGUGUCCCUUCCUGAACGGCAGCUUGAGAGGUGACAAGCAUCGACAGGGCUCCAGGCUGAACUCCGUCUCCACACAGAGAACCCUAGAGCCAAGGAGCCGGAGGAACAGGGACCGGAGAUUCAAAGUCCAUUCUCUGGAGCUGCCGCAGCCCAGCGGCACAUCAGAAAACUCCAGCGACCCUCUGUGGAGAAGCCCUGGCUGGUCCUCCCUGGCCCACAGCUCAGCCACAGGCACGCGGCAGCACCGACUGUCUAUUCCCGUGGAAGGCGAGGUGAGAAGGAUGGGCCUUAAGGACAGCAGCUUGGAGAAAUUCGAGGCGGAGACGAACGUUGACACUGGCUUCACCGUCGUCAAUUCCGAACCCAGGCGAUCUUUUCCGAGCAGAUUCCCCAGGGAUCCUCAGAGCAGCCAGCCGGCAGCCCACUCCUUAGAAGUAAGCACUUCCCCAAACCAAAGAGUCUUUAAGGAUAGACUCUGCCCUCUUCCUGGUCAGAGGGACUUUGGUGCAAAGAAGCUGAUCUCAAGAUGUUCCCAUCACCUGCCUGUCCAGGGUGAAGAGAAAGAAGAAUUCUUUAUAUAG
Molecule: messenger RNA, 1361 nt
Organism: Psammomys obesus (fat sand rat)
Lineage: Eukaryota; Metazoa; Chordata; Mammalia; Rodentia; Muridae
Gene: Fam124b
Product: family with sequence similarity 124 member B
Exons: 2
Coding region: 12-1361 (449 amino acids)
Cellular component (GO): nucleoplasm
Source: RefSeq, a predicted model, not a curated record